AGUGAGUUGUUACGGUGCGGGGUGGGGCAGCUGCUCAACGAAAGUCUUCUCCGAUUGAAACGGAGGAAGCAAAGAGAGUGACAUAACAACGCCGCUGCGGAUAUUUCUUCGUCUCUAAAUUUAUUUCCAUUUCAAAAUUCCCAAGAAGAUCUGUUUUUCUUUGUCAUUUUUGCUUUAAUGGGGUUUCUCUGUCAAAUAAUAGAAACCCAUUUUCUCUUCCCACAAAGUAGGAAUAAAAAUAGCGACAAUGGUGGGAGGAGGAUAAGGAGGGUGGAACGUGCGUGCCUUCCAAUCUUCAUUAUUCUUCUUUUAAUCAUCAAUCAUCAAUUAAUAACCAACGAAUUCAGCUUUUCUCCACCGCCCCUCUUUCGUUUAUGAAACUUGAAUAUCUUACCUAUUGACCCACUCUCUUUGUUGUCUUCUUCCAACGUUUUGCAGGAGAUUUUGCCUUCUUUGUGUAAGCAUUUUAUUCAACCUACAACCCAUUUCAAGAAUGGGGAAUCAUUGUUCCAACCCAUCUCUCCAUAGAUAGGAAUGGACAGUGAUUUGAACAAAACAACUUACUGUGGGAACAACUUUGUUGCGCUGUAAUUGUCGUGUCUGGUGAUGGAAAUUUGGCUGCCGUUGUACCCCAACGUUAGUCAUGGAUGGACUUAGGAGUAACGACAACAAACAAAACAUUGAUAGGCAUUCCCGAGCCGAGAUGGGAUCGUUCGGCGAGAGAACCAUACUUGAAUUUGAAGAUGAGAGCCUUGUUAGUCCUGUAUCAUUAAAUCGAAAGAAUUUUUCUAUUGAGCAUAGUUCGUCAUUGGGUGGUGGUUCACAGAAACUUUGUUAUGGCAACAUGAAGAACAGGGUAUUUCACAGCCUUAAGGUUGUCGUCUUCUCUGCUAAGAUCAACUUUCUCAUGCCUUUUGGGCCAUUAGCCAUAUUAGUCAGCAGUUUGACUGGUCACCAUGGUUGGGUCUUCCUUUUAAGCUUGUUGGGGAUCAUACCUCUUGCUGAACGUUUGGGCUAUGCAACUGAGCAACUGGCAUGCUAUACUGGAGCCACAGUUGGAGGUCUUCUGAAUGCUACUUUUGGAAAUGCCACAGAAUUGAUAAUAUCAAUAUACGCAUUACGAAGAGGAAUGAUACGCGUCGUUCAACAGUCAUUAUUAGGUUCAAUUUUGUCUAACAUGUUAUUAGUACUUGGAUGUGCCUUCUUUGCUGGUGGAAUUGUGGUUUCUAAGAGGGAGCAGGUCUUCAGUAAGGCAUCUGCUACUGUAAACUCUGGAUUGCUGUUAAUGGCGGUAAUGGGACUUCUAUUUCCUGCUGUUCUUCGUUCCACACAUACAGAGUUGCACUCUGGGAAGUCAGAGUUGGCUCUUUCAAGAUUUAGUAGCGGCAUUAUGUUGGUGGCAUAUGCUGCCUAUCUUGUUUUUCAGUUGAAAAGCGAUAAGAACUUAUAUCUCCCCGUUACUGAGGAGGAUACUGAAGAGAGUUUGGAUGAUGAAGACGCCCCCGAGAUUUCUAUGUGGGAAUCCAUUAUUUGGCUGUUUAUCUUGACCAUUUGGAUCUCCGUCCUCUCAGAAUACUUGGUUAAUGCAAUAGAGGGGGCGUCGGUUGCCAUGAACAUACCGGUGGCGUUCAUUAGCGUUAUCCUACUACCCAUCGUUGGGAAUGCGGCAGAGCAUGCAGGUGCCAUCAUGUUUGCCAUGAAAGACAAGCUUGACAUUUCUUUGGGAGUCGCAAUAGGAUCAUCCACACAGAUAUCGAUGUUCGGGAUUCCUUUCUGUGUGGUCAUUGGUUGGAUCAUGGGAUGCCCUAUGGACUUGAAUUUUCAACUUUUCGAGACCGCCACGCUUUUCAUCACGGUCAUUGUUGUGGCCUUCAUGUUGCAGGAUGGAACUUCCAAUUACCUCAAAGGACUGAUGCUUAUUCUCUGCUACCUGAUAGUAGCUGCGAGUUUCUUUGUACAUGUUGAUCCAGCGUCAGUUGAAGACAAGACCCGAAAACAUCGUCUAUGAAAGGGGCAAGCGAUGACUCGAAGUAGUACUGAUUCUGCCUGUAGAGGGGCCUCGUACCCUCCUAAAGACGGGAUCGACCAAAGCUUGAGAGGUUCACUCCAUUUCUGUAUAGUUCUGGGCUCAUGCUACCUUGUUUAGACAACCAUUGGCAAUAGGUUGGUGCUGAUUUUGUUUAUCAUUGCAAGCUGUGGAAAAUACUCUGGAUCUUACCAACUAGGAGUGCUAGAAAUGAAGUGUAAGAAAAAGGAAAAUCAUUAUCAUAUUUGUUUAUUUUUUCUUACGCCAAUGUGUUCGUUAUCACCUUUUGCUUUCUUUUAUGAUCCAUGGGUUCGGUUCGGCCACUUGAAACUAGUGGAACACAUGCUAAGACGAGAGCUAGAAUGUGACUAAGAUAUUCGUUAUUGACUU
Messenger RNA from Cucurbita pepo subsp. pepo (vegetable marrow), 2416 nucleotides. RefSeq names its product vacuolar cation/proton exchanger 3. The record is from RefSeq and is a predicted model, not a curated record. Lineage: Eukaryota; Viridiplantae; Streptophyta; Magnoliopsida; Cucurbitales; Cucurbitaceae. Gene Ontology annotation, molecular function: calcium:proton antiporter activity. Gene Ontology annotation, biological process: intracellular calcium ion homeostasis; calcium ion transmembrane transport. Gene Ontology annotation, cellular component: plant-type vacuole membrane.